Messenger RNA from Melampsora larici-populina 98AG31, 2475 nucleotides. RefSeq lists its product as uncharacterized. The coding region runs from base 1 to 2475 and encodes 824 amino acids. Gene Ontology annotation, molecular function: ATP binding; ATP-dependent chromatin remodeler activity; metal ion binding. The transcript has 10 exons. Lineage: Eukaryota; Fungi; Basidiomycota; Pucciniomycetes; Pucciniales; Melampsoraceae. The record is from RefSeq and is a predicted model, not a curated record.
AUGGUCGAAGCUGUGAUUGAGCUUUCUAAACGAGAGCUUCAACCCAUCAAAGCUGGUAGUUCUUCUAAACUCGAAGGGAAAUCCACCACCCAUCGCCGUAUCACUUCUCUGCCUGCUAAACGUUCGCAGCGUCCUAAUCGUAAAUCUGUGCCGAUCGUAUAUGAUGAAGAUGAGGAGUCAACAGAUGAAGAAGUUAUUAAGAAAUCGAAUUCAAAACCAAAAACCACUCGUGAAUUGACCAACAAACGUGUUCAGAGCACUACUCGUCCUCAACGCAAUGCUCGUAAAUCUGCUCCAAUUGAAAAUGAUCAAAGUGAUGAAGGCUCAGCAGUUGAACUCUCGGAUUUCGAAGGAGAAGUCGCCUCAUCCGACUUAUCCUCAUUGGAGAAUCGCUCGGGUUCCGACUCAGAUGAAACCACUUCACGACCCCAAAAGACGCGUACCAAGAGUCCAAGACGUAAAGCAAAAGGAAAGAAGUCAAAUUUGACAUGGUGGCAAAGAAAUCAACUUGCAUUAGAAAAAUAUCAUCCUGAAUUAAUAGACGUUUGGGGUGAUUUAACUCAAAAAGUUGAAAUAGUUCAAGCUAAUAAAGCUGAACAACCUGAUGGUCUUAGUUUAACUCUUUUACCUUUUCAACUUGAAGGAUUGUAUUGGAUGAAAAAACAAGAAGCUGGACCUUGGGCUGGUGGAAUGUUAGCAGAUGAGAUGGGAAUGGGAAAGACUAUUCAAACCAUCUCUUUGAUCCUUUCAGAUCGUAAAGCAGGUGAUGGGAAACAAACCUUGGUGAUAGCACCUACAGUAGCUAUAAUUCAAUGGAGAAAUGAAAUUGAAAAAUUCACUAAAGGAUUAAAAGUGAACGUAUGGCAUGGAGGUAAUAGAUCGACCGAUAAAAAAACAAUGAAAUCCUAUGAUAUAGUUUUAACUUCUUAUGCAGUUUUAGAAUCAAGCUUUAGACGACAAAAUUCAGGAUAUCGAAAAUUUGGAGAACUUAGAAAAGAAGCUUCAUUAUUACAUUCGAUUCAUUGGCAUCGAGUGAUACUUGAUGAAGCUCAUAAUAUCAAAGAUAGGUCUUGUAAUACUGCGAAAGGUGCUUUUGAACUUCAAGCCACUUUUAAAUGGUGUUUAAGUGGAACUCCUUUACAAAAUCGGGUUGGGGAAUUGUAUAGUUUAAUUAGGUUUUUAGGGGCCGAUCCUUUUGGGUAUUAUUUUUGUAAGAAAUGUGACUGUAAAAGUUUACAUUGGAUGUUCUCAAAUAAAAGGUCAUGUGAUGAUUGUGGUCAUUCUCCAAUGCAACAUGUUUGUUUUUGGAACAAUGAAAUCCUUAAACCGGUACAAAAAUAUGGAGCUUCAAUCGAAGGGUCUCAUGGCCAUACAGCUUUUAAUAAAUUAAAAGUUUUGUUAGAUCGAAUGAUGCUUAGGCGUACUAAACUUGAACGUGCAGAUGAUUUAGGACUUCCUCCUAGAGCUGUACAUGUUAGAAGAGAUUAUUUUACUGAAGAGGAAGAAGAAUUAUAUUCUAGUCUAUAUUCUGAUGUGAAACGAAAGUUUUCAACGUUUGCUGAUGCUGGUACAGUAUUGAAUAAUUAUGGUAAUAUAUUUCAACUGAUUACUCGAAUGAGACAAAUGUCAAAUCAUCCAGAUUUAGUUUUAAAAUCAAAAGUUGCUAGAGCUGCUUUUAAUAUGGGUGAUGAACAUGGAGACCUUGAUUCGAUUCAUACUUGUCGACUUUGUUUAGAUGAAGCUGAAGAUGCGAUCAUCAGUUGUUGUAAACACAUAUUUUGUCGAGAAUGUAUAAGACAAUAUUUGGAAACUGCAAGUGAAGUAGAACCAGAAUGCCCAGUUUGUCAUUUACCAAUCAGUAUUGAUCUUUCGCAAGAAGCAAUCGAUGAAGAAUCAUCAAGUAAAGCUAGACAAGGAGUUUUAGCAAGAUUGGAUCCAGGGAAGUGGAGAACUAGUACCAAGAUUGAAGCAUUAGUAGAAGAAUUGAGCAAAUUAAAUAAAGAAGAUCAUUCGAUUAAAUCCUUAGUAUUUUCACAAUUUACGGUUUUUUUAGAUUUGAUUGAAAGAAGAUUACAAUUAGCAGGAUUUAAAUUAGCUAGAUUACAAGGUCACAUGACACCUGAAGCAAGAGAUCGAACCAUCAAACAUUUCAUGAAUAACAAUGAUGUACAAGUGUUUUUAGUUUCACUUAAAGCUGGUGGAGUGGCAUUGAAUUUGACUGAAGCUUCUAGAGUCUUCAUCAUGGAUCCUUGGUGGAAUCCUGCGGUUGAAUUACAAGCUAUGGAUAGAAUUCAUCGAUUAGGUCAACAUAGACCCGUAGUUGUUACAAGAUUGAUUAUUGAAAAUAGUAUUGAAUCUAGAAUAGUUGAAUUGCAAAAAAAGAAAGAAGCCAUGACUGGAGCUGCUUUGGGUGAUGAUGAUCAAGCCUUGGGUAGAUUAACACCUGAAGAUUUGUCUUUUUUGUUUACUUUAUAA